AUGGUGCCAAACUUUUUCAAAAAGGAAGAACUAGAACCAGUUUUAAAAGGCAUUGAAGGUUUGGUUGAUAUACUUGCAGAAAAACUUCAUCAAGCUGGAAAAAUUAAAGGUGCAAGCAUUAAAUAUGACAGUAUAAUUUUAAGGCGUAUUGCUUUUCAGUUUUUCACUGCAGUCAAAUCUGAGUUCUGGUCAUGAAUUCAACUUUGAAUUUGAAAUAUUGUAACCAUUUGCUACACUUCGAUUAAAUUAAAACAGGAAAUGGUCUAAAUUAGCCAAGAGACGGAAUACUUGUCAACUGCAUUAAUUAAACCGCAGGGUGACAAUUAAACCGCAUCCAAUUGCCGAUUUUUAAUACACGAAAUAGUGAAAACAAUUACAGAAAACAAAAUAAAAAUCAUAUGUCUAAACGUUUUUAAAUCUUAUAGACUUCUAAGAAAAUACUAAGAAAAAAUGACAGAAUAAUAUUUUGGUCAAAAUGACCAACCAUGCAGCAACAAUGUAACCAAAACCCUGCACGUGCACAGCUUUAAAGACCGUUUCCAUUCCAAGCGUAUCGUAACGUAACGUAACGUAACGUAACGUAACGUAACGUAGCGUAGCAUUUUAUUUUGUGUGAUUCGGUCCUCCCUAGUGCUCAGGAAACAAAGAAAUAUGCAACGCUUCGGUACGAUACGGUGGAAGUGGAAAACGGCCUUAUUUGGGUGUCAUUUUGUAUACGUGCGAUAAUGAAUAUCUCCACUGCUAUAUUCUUGCCUGGACGUUGGGGAUGAUCUGGUAUUGCGGCGUUAUCUUGCAUGGGAUGUACUUUAUCAAAUACGACGAGCGGAGCUAAAUUGUCCUGUGAACAUUUAAUAACUGAAUCGUUGACUAAUGACAGUUUUAAUUAUGUUACAGUGUAUCGUAGCUUGCUUGAUAAAUCAGUAAGCAGUCAGCAGUACACAUGCAUGUUCCUUGUUGUGGAGGGAUUAAUGGGGGUGAGGGACAGGGGUUGGAGUGGCUAAUUUGAGAGGGAGGCUAAAUAGAGGAUUUACUGUGUGUAUAUAAAUACCGUUUUAUAAAUAUAAAAUUUCUUUGCUAUUAAUAUUUUUUGUUGUUUGUGUAACUGAAACCCGUUCUGUUUUAGAUAAGUAUGAGAAUGCACCAGUCUUCAAAAGAUUGACUUUAAUUGAUAAUGAGUUUUCUGGAGCUGCUGUUUUAUUGCAUAAGUUUGCUGUUAUGAUUAAGGUACUGUAUAUAAGUAAUGGAAUAGCGCAUGCUGUCCAUUUCGUCUUAUUGGUUAUUGCCGGACAACUGUAUGAAUGAACUGAACGAAUAUCAUAUUUGUGUGAACCUGAAACUGAUUUUAGUUGUUAUGAAGAAAGCGGUCACAGGAAAACGGUGGCAUAGCUUCCGUUUUAAUUGUGGGCCAUGCUCACUAUUUUUCUGCAUGUCAUAACAUAUAAACUAUGAAUCGGCCGGAAGUGAGUAUUAUAAAUCAUGCAAUGGAUAACUGUGGUAGUGUGGCAUAGAUGCUGUCUUUUAACAGAAAAUGAAUUGUUAGCUGGUAUACAACAUGCAUACAGUAUAAACGGUAUCUUGAUAUAUAUACAAUUUUCUUUAAAAAUUAGUUAUUUUUAUAUAAUUUAGUGCAGUGGCGUAACGUUAUAUCAGGGGGCCCCCGGUUCAAAAUUUUCGAAGGCCCCCCUAGUAGAAGUGCCAAAGGCACGAGUCGAGCGCCGUAUAUGCACGAAUUUUCUAGGGGGUCCAGGGCAUGCUCAUCCGGAAAAUUUUUGAAUUUAGACUCUCUGAAAUGCCAUUUCCUGGACUUUGGGGAGAGAUUUUACAGAAUUCUGAUGGUCAUAAAACGACAUUGUAACAUAUCAGAGGCCCUGACCAAUGUUUUUGCUCUAUCGCCUAAGCCUGAGGGCCCCCAUUUAGGUUGGGGGCCCCCGGAUUCUCCCAGUCUGAGCCCAUAGUAGUUACGCCACUGAUUUAGUGUGAUCUCAUCUCAUCUUAUAGGUAUAAUGAAUUAGAAGAAAAUGAAAUUGCAUUGUUAUGGAUAGUAAUUAUAACCGUUAUAUAUAACGUCUUACCUCCGCAGGAGAUUGCAGACCUUUGGACGAAUGAAAGGCUUUUGAAUGUUGUUGAGCAGUUUAUAGGACCAGAGAUUGCAGGUCAUCCAGUCUGGAAUAUAAGGACUAAGGUUAGUCCGUUAGUGUGCUAAACCAUCUGCGAGUUUUAGUUAGUCCAAAAGUUAAUCCCACAGCCACUUAGCCUGCGCGGUAUAGACAUACGCAAGCUACAGCCUACUGCCCAAGCAACCGCCAAGGCGUUUUAAUUCUUUCUCGGCUUUUUUACUCCCUUGUGUUUUACUUUGACUAAUGCCAGACCGUUUUACUCUCGUUCAUCAUUGUCUGGUAAUCGAAGUGUUUAGAGGGUCAUCGACAAAACGAUUUUUUGUGCUGCGAUUGAAAACUUGUUUGACCAUUGUUAUAACCCUCUCAUCAGACAGAUUUAGAAAGGACGAAGAGGCAAACACGACGACGCGAUCUCAAUUUCAGCUCAAGAUUGAGAGCUAAGGAACUUGAUUACUGCAAUGAAUCGAAGCUUUUUAAAAUAACCGGCUCACGCACGGCUAAGUUCGAAAAAAAAAAUUAUUCGGUGUCUGCUAUAUGCGACAGAUUUUAUGUAACUCUUCCAAUGUCGCAACAAGCAUUCACGUUGCUCCAAUGACGUGAAAAUCUUAGUUUAACGUCCAGAGGAUAGAUCACACAUUAUUCAAACUUUUUAUUUUGCAUGAAGAAUUUCUUUGUUUCAAAGGCGACGUCUUUCAGUUCGCAUCGUGUUUUCUAAAUCAGUCUAUUACCCUAUCGUGCGCCCACCAGAAAAAUAUCUCAUUGUUCUAUAAAGUUGAUUAUUUUUUUAAAAUUCUUUGUUUACUUUUCCCUCUCCCACCUCGGCGCAUGUCCAAGAUGAGUGUAAGCAGUAUUCCACCCAAUCUCGUACCCAGAGCAAUGCCUGUGUGCGGGCUAGGAUGGCAUUGGCUCUGGGGAAAUUGACAACCGGAACCCCUAAAUUUAGGGAUUCCAGUUCUUUGUUGACAUGCACGAUUGAUAAACGUUAAACCAAUCACAGCACAGGAAAAAUUCAAUUUCCCCAGAGCCAAUGCCAUCCUAACCCGCGCACAGGCACUGCUCUGGGUACGAGAUUGUAUUCCACCACAUAAGCUGCCAUGAACUACCGUCAUGCAUGACCAGAAAAGGAUUAGAAACGCUUUCGUGAAAUCUAAAUUUCCCAACGGUCCUUGAUAUGGACAAAUUUGCAUUACACAGAUACCGAGAAAUGAACAAGUUACUGUUCCUUGGCAUCAAGGUAUGUUCCUAAACAUCGUCAUAAUCAUUGUCGUUCUUGAGGAAUUUCAUCCCGUUUGCAAUCUUUGUAUAAGAUGUGUUUUGUCCGUCUCUUAAGAACUUUGUUUGCAUGCCUGUAGAUUUAAUAUUUGUUGAGGUAGUCAAUCUUUUAUUUUUGUAGAAGUUAGUCAAGCCCCGGGAGUCUGACGUCUGCCAAGCUGACUAAUUAAAACUAGUAGCCUGGGACGAAAAUAGGUGUCGAAAGGAAAUUCCAGGUGUGCAGCUCAGGGACAGAUCUUCUUCCACCUCCCCCUUCCUCUCCCAAUGAUUAAUGCAGAACUUCAACCUCGUACCCAGGCUCUUUCCACUACGCGCCCCAGAACUUUACUCUGAAAAUUUCUUUUCACAAUCAAAUUUUUCGCAACUGAUAAAUGACUGAUGAAUAAUAGUUUUGGAAUUGGCAUUAAGUAAUUCUUGCGCGCAGUCUCAUAGCAUCGUCGAACGAUGUAGGAAGCGCGGGCUAGUAAUUCUAGGCUUCGAUAAGUCAUAUUUAUGUAAAGCUAAGCUACUUAUGACAGUCAUAAGUAGCUCCACAUGACUUUUGGAGUUGUUAGCCAGAUUUAGAUAACUAUCCCAACUUCCUUCACAUGAUUUUUGUAGUUGGCUGUAACUCCAAAAUGUUUUAUUCAACUAAAUUUUGAAGCACACAUUUUGAAUUUGGAGUCAUGCAACUAAACUCUAAGAAUAUGAAUUUGGUGUCUUGCAGAUAGUGCGUAUUUGUCUCCUGAAGCCUGCGAGGUAUUACAACCAACAGUUUGGAUUCCUUUACUUGAUGCAAAUAAGGAGAACGGUUGUAUGGAGGUGAGGACUGGAAAUCUCGUUCAGUCACCGAAUUUGAGAUUUUAAAAUGACAUCUUAUACGCAUAAAUCACCGGCUUAAAACAGCAUUACUUACUGUGAUUUUGAUCCAGGUAUAUCCGUCCGGCAUCAUGUUAGCAAAAUAAAGCCAUAUGGUUGACUGUUUUCCUCAUCAACGUUUUAUUCAUACAGGUAGCGCGAUAUGGUCACAAAAGUGGAGUUCUUGCCAAACACACGUGUUGUGCUGGGCCAACGUGGUACGUUGAUCUCGAUGAGAAUGAGAUGCAGACAACUUUAGGUAGGGUUUAUAUAUUGCAAAUUUCAUCUGCUGAUAGUUGCGCUCAUAUAGUAAUUGUGUAGUACAUAACAUUAUCUCAUACCUAGCGUAUUAGCGGCUUUCCUAUUGGCUACGAGGAGGUGCGUUCAAUCUCGAACCCACCCACUUAGGAGGUGGGUUCGAGAUCGAUGUUUCGGCGGCGGCCAUUAUGAAGCGAUUUGAACAAGUUUCCGACGAAGAUUUAAAUAAAAAAUAAAUUAACUGUUUUUAAUUGUUUUAUAAUUAUUAUUUUUUUUAUUUUGUUUGAUGAAAAUGGAAUAUUAAUUCUGUAUUCAAAGUGAAAGAGAAGAAAGAUGGCCGCCGAAAUUUGUUCGGCACGGACAGGUUUGGCAAUGUUUUCGCAGAAUGCGUGCAUUUUCUCUUUUCAAGAAUAAAGGAAUAUUGUAGAGAAUUGUUUUAGCUUCAAUUUAAGCCUAAGUUUGUUUGUUUGCAGAGUAUGUUGGCGGCUAAAAUGUUCGUUAUCCAAACAAGAAAUUAUAUACUAAAAUGCGUAAAUUCUUUAUUACUUUUUACCGAAAUGGCAUGUGAUAAAAACCAAACAUACUUACAGGUUCGGUGAGUUCGGGAUUGGCUGGAAGUUUCAAGAACCCCCCUCGGUUCGCUCGGUGAGUUCGGGAAACUUCCAGCCACCCUCGGUGCGUCCAAUCCCGGACUCACCGAACCUGCAAGUAUGUUUGGUAUAGAACAUUCAGGCGAAUAUUUAUAUAUUAUCAAAUUGUGAGUCACUUUAUUUUCGUGGAAACCGAAACUAUGUUAAAUUAAUUAAAGUGUUUUCAUUGGAAGCUAGUUUUAUACAAUUUAUUAUCUUCGUUAAGACUUAACGCUUGUCUUGGAUUAGGACGUGCAGUUUUUCGGGUCUAUUACUGAAUCAUCCUCACUCGCAUGCAUCUUCGUAUUUUAAGGCCAUAUCUUUAUACACAUAUUACACAAAGCAAUUUUUGCUGCAGCUUGCAACGCAAUUUUUGGCACAAAUUCAUGUUAUGUAAAACCUAUUUAUUUAUACAGUAAAAUUACCCACGGCGUUUUACUCCGCCCGCCGUUUCUUCACCUAACCAAUGAUACUAAAAAGGUAUGGAAGAAGUGAAUGAGAAUGAAAAAUAGCAGAAACGUGAGAAGCAGCUGCCCUUGCUCACUGAUUUACGGUUAAUACUUUUUGAACUUAACGCCAAAAUUGCGUAACCAAGUUGCAGCAAAAAUUGCCUCGUGUAACAUGGCUUUUUAGAUCCGGACUAUCGGGCCAAUGAGUUUAAUAAAGCUACGUCUGUGGCUACUUUUACACACAACGAUGAAUCGGGCAGAUCUCAGGUUUUUGCCAAAUGUUAAUGACGAAUGUUGUCUGCAGAUGACGAUGUCACAGAAUAGAAAAUAAACCAGAUGCCUCAUUGUACACCUUUCCCUAACAUUUUCGAAUUUGUGUCCGCGAUUUUCGCCUUGCGGAUCACAAAUUGUGCAUGCUAGAUGACGUGUGUGACACUUGCUGCGAACAUCACGUCAGCGUUCGUCAGCGUCAAUCUGGCGCAUAGAUAUCUUAUAUACACUAGAUAGUGCAUCUAAUUAUUCUGCAAUUCAAAAUUGAAGCCGUGAUUGCAGUCUCAGGUCGUUCCAAUGAAAUGAGAAGAUUCGUGUGUUUUCUAUUUCUUAAACAGGGAACUUAAACAUUAAGUUAACCCUAUUCCAAAUACGUUUUUAAACUAUUCAAAUGAUGAAAGUUAUUGUUGUUUUUAAGCGUUCAUUAACAAGUGGGAACGACCAACCUGGCCACCAUCUAUUCAAAUGGCGGUAACCGCUGGAAUAUUCUUGCCUUCAAUUUUUCUAAAAGAGAUACGCUAUCUAUAGUGUAUAUAAGAUAUCUAUGAUCUGGCGUCAAUUCCUCAAAUCAACGGUUUUUCUUGCAAUUCACAAAACAUGCUCAAAGUGUACGCUGCAUAUUCUGCAAUUAUGGUGUACUAAUAUUUUACGCUUUUGUUUUUCAAGUCUUGUCUUCCUGUUGCGAUGAUGGGUUAUUUGGACCUGUGGCAUUAAAAACGGUUAAAACGGCGAUCUUUGACAAGUGAUGGCGUAUUACUCGCGUUUGAUGUCGUCGUGAUUACACUUGCUGGCUCGCGCCUGCCCAUGAAAAAUCUCGGACAUAAUUUUGGCUAAGUGGACCUUCUGGUGUAUUUUCUAUUCUGUGACGAUGAUUUUUUUCAGAUGACGUUGACAGCGUAUUGAAUCGGCCCCGAUUAAUCGUUGUGUGUAAACGUUGUUGAUCAGUUUUAUGGAUUUUUAGGCGUUGAUAUGGAGAAAGAUAUCGUUUUAUGCGAAGUACCGUUUGGGGGUGUUCUCUUCAUCAAUAAUAUGAUCCCACAUAGAAG
Messenger RNA from Paramuricea clavata, 6878 nucleotides. The record is from the annotation of a GenBank genome assembly. Lineage: Eukaryota; Metazoa; Cnidaria; Anthozoa; Malacalcyonacea; Plexauridae.